Molecule: messenger RNA, 2644 nt
Organism: Rana temporaria (common frog)
Lineage: Eukaryota; Metazoa; Chordata; Amphibia; Anura; Ranidae
Gene: LRRC1
Product: leucine rich repeat containing 1
Exons: 14
Coding region: 244-1902 (552 amino acids)
Biological process (GO): neurotransmitter receptor transport, endosome to postsynaptic membrane; neurotransmitter receptor transport postsynaptic membrane to endosome
Cellular component (GO): postsynaptic density; adherens junction; postsynaptic membrane
Molecular function (GO): protein binding
Source: RefSeq, a predicted model, not a curated record
UAAUCCAGCUCCAUGUGUACAGUACACACACACAGGGGGAAGGAAAGGAGGAGGGAGGGCCCGGCACACACACCACACACAUAGGAGCUCCAUAGUCCCGACCUGCCGGGGUUCCCAUGUUACUUCCUGCUGUCACCGAGGAUCUCCAUUGUGACCCAGUGAGUGGGCGGCGGAGGAGGAGGGCUCAAUCAUUCUAGGGAGUUUACAAAGUUUCCCCUCCGUACACCUUGAUGGUGACAUUGGAUGGUGACGGGCGGUACCGGGCUGGAUCGAGGAAGUGCCGACUUACCUGUGAAGGGUGGAGAUCCGGGGGGCCCGAUGUUCGGGAUGUUCCAUUGUAUCCCUCUGUGGCGGUGUAACCGUCAUGUGGAGUCUGUGGAUAAGAGGCACUGCUCCCUACUUACCGUCCCCGAGGAGAUCUACAGGUACAGCCGGAGUCUGGAGGAGCUACUACUGGAUGCCAACCAGCUCAGAGAGCUGCCCAAGCAAUUUUUUCAGCUUGUGAAAUUAAGAAAACUUGGCCUUAGUGAUAAUGAAAUCCAGCGACUUCCUCCAGAGAUAGCAAAUUUCAUGCAGCUGGUAGAACUUGAUGUAUCACGGAAUGAUAUUCCAGAGAUACCAGAAAGCAUCUCAUUUUGUAAAGCACUACAAGUGGCUGAUUUCAGUGGAAAUCCACUCACAAGAUUGCCUGAAAGUUUCCCAGACCUGGAAAGCUUGACAUGUCUGUCUAUUAAUGAUAUCUCGCUGCAGGCGCUUCCAGAAAACAUUGGGAACCUAACAAACCUGGCUUCAUUAGAGCUGAGAGAAAAUUUACUGACCUAUUUACCAGAGUCUCUUUCCCAGCUUCAUAGACUUGAAGAACUUGAUUUAGGAAACAAUGAAAUCUAUAACUUGCCAGAAUCUAUUGGAUCACUACAUAAACUUAAGGACCUCUGGCUGGAUGGGAACCAACUGGCAGAAUUACCUCUGGAAAUAGGAAACCUGAAAAACUUGCUUUGUUUGGAUGUGUCCGAGAACAAGCUGGAAAGACUUCCAGAGGAGAUCAGCGGUUUGAUUUCAUUAACAGAUCUGCUCGUGUCACAAAACUUACUUGAGGUUUUACCUGAUGGCAUUGGGAAACUUAAAAGGUUGUCAAUACUUAAAGUGGACCAGAAUCACCUCAUACAACUGACUGAAAGCAUUGGAGAAUGUGAAAGCCUCACUGAACUAGUGCUGACGGAGAAUCAGCUCUUGAUUCUGCCAAGAAGCAUUGGGAAAUUAAAGAAGCUAAACAAUUUGAAUGUUGAUAGGAAUAAACUAAUGUCUUUGCCAAAAGAGAUUGGCGGAUGUUGUAGUCUUAAUGUAUUUUGCUUGCGUGAAAACCGUCUGACACGUAUUCCUCCAGAAAUUGCACAAGCUACUGAACUCCAUGUCUUUGAUGUUGCUGGGAACAGAUUAUCCCAUUUACCUCUGUCAUUGACCUCGCUCAAAUUGAAGGCAUUAUGGUUAUCGGAUAACCAGUCCCAGCCUCUGCUGACUUUUCAGACAGAUGUUGAUCCCGAGACUGGGGAAAAGGUUUUGACGUGUGUACUACUACCACAGAUGCCUUCUGAAACUAGUGGCCAAGACUAUUUACCACGGUGUGGGGCUAUUGAAAGUUUAGUGAAUGAUAUGUCUGAUGAAACCUGGAAUGAACGAGCAAUGAAUAGAAUAAGUGCCAUACGAUUUUUAGAUGAUGAGAAAGAAGAGGAGGAAGAUGAGACGGCUACACUGCUAAGACGGGCUACGCCCCACCCUGGGGAAUUAAAGUCAAUGAAAAAGACUGUGGAGAAUUUGCGUACCACUUUGAAUGCUGCUAAGGGACUGGACUCUAACAAAAAUGAGGUCAAUAACUCCAUUGACAGAUUGACCACGUCUGUGUAGAGCUCCACCUUCACCUUACCUCCUGUGUCUUCCCUGACUGUUGAAAUGUCUCCCUGCUUCCAGGAUCAUUUCUAGCCUCUUGUUUUUUCCAGAACAUUAUUCAUAAUCCCUUUUUAAUACUUCUGUUGAGAUGCUGCAGUCUGCACAAGAAGUGCCUUAUUUCCACCAGAUUCUCGCAUCUGCAACCUCUUAAAUUACAGUUGAUUUUUUUAUAUUUUGCCAAUCAUGUUUUUAAUGGCUGUCAACAACACUACUUUUAUCAAUUAUUUUAAUUUUUAUUGAUGUGCAAAUAUACCUUCAUUUUUUUUAACUGCAGAUAUUAGGACAUUUUUGGACCUAGCGGGAUAGUUUUAUUUGAAAUUAUUUUUUUUAAUUUUUGUUUUUUGGCAGCUUAACAGAUGUACAUUUUUUUACAAUUACAUUGUAUAGUAGGUUGCAAAAAUAUUUUGAUUGUUAAUAGAAAAUCAAAAGCGGUACAUAUAUUAAUUGUAAAAUAUAAAGGAAAUGUUUUUUGUUUUUGUGUUUUAAAUCCAUAAUGUAUCAUUAUGAUGUGCCACUGAAGUUGUGCCUUAGAGUGGUGGUGGGUUUUCUAGACCAAAUGUUUCUCUUUUAUAUUCUCCCUCUUUUGAUACCUAUGACAUUGAGGGCUUUAUUUAAAAAAUGGUACACAGGAUAAUGGGCAUUAGCCUAUUGGAAUCAUCUUGACUUUACAUGAUUAAAGAUUUGUACACUUAAGUGCCAA